AUGUCCAACGGUUUCCUUUUAGUGAGAGACUCCCGCACCACUCUAGAAUAUAGAGUCCCAAUCCAGCGAAAUUCCAUCCUUGCAACGGCCUUCAAAGACAUCAAAGCUCCCUCAUCUAGUGCGAGUAGAGCAGACAAAGUGGGCAGCGGUUUGAGGGUGCAUGACCCCGGGCUCCUGAAUACAACAGUGGUGGAAACAGGUGUGAGUUUUGCAGACGGAGAAAGAGAUUUACUGCUUUUCAGGGGUUACAGCCUAGAGCAGCUAUGGCAGAGUGACUAUGAAGAUAUGCUGCAUUUAAUGGUGUGGGAUAAAUACCCAACACCUGUGCAGAAGGAAUCUUUACGAAGGGCAUUGAUAACGGCGAUGCUAGAGGUCCCUAAAACUGUUUUUGAAAUAGUAUCGACCUUUCCAUCGGCAUCCCCUCCCAUGCCAAUGGUCGUGGCUGGUUUAGCGGCGUAUCUUGGAGGCAAUCCCGAUAUGAUUCCAGCAUCAAGCGGCGGAAACAUCUACCAAGGCAAUAUCGAAAAGACUGACAAAGCAGUGAUCAAGACGAUUGCUGCAUAUGCAGUUGUCGUAGGGAUGGCUGCCUGUCAUCGGAAAGGAAUUGAGUUCACAGCCCCUUCAUUGGAUUACAAUUUCAUCGAAAAUCUGUUUCACAUGUCCGGUAUGGUCGAUGAUCUAACAGGAAGACCAGAUGCGAUAAAAGUGUCAUGCUUUCGACGGUUUGCAGCACUGAAUAUGGACCACGGGAUGGCAUUGGCUGUAUUCUCCACAAUGGUGACAGCAUCGUCACUCACGGACCCCAUAUCUUGUCUAAUUGCUUCACUAGCAGCGGCAUAUGGUCCUCUGCAUUUCGGUGCGACUGAGGCUGCGCAUCUCAACCUCCGUAGUAUCGGAGACAAAUCAAAAGUCCCCGAGUUUAUCUCGGAGGUAAAGCAAGGCAAACGAAAACUAUUUGGAUAUGGGCAUCGCACUUACAAAGGCACCGAUCCACGUGUAAAGCCAAUAAAGGAGCUCAUUGAAGACUCGGGUGCAAACUCAGAUCCGUUGAUUGAGAUUGCAAAGGAAAUUGAAAGACUUGCUUCCAAUGACGACUACUUCACGUCAAGGGGCCUUCAUCCGAAUGCCGAUUUCUAUGGGAACUUUGUUUUCACUGCCGUCGGAUUUCAGUCCGAUUUCAUUCCUAUAGCUAUGAUUUCUCAACGGCUCAUUGGAAUAAUGGCGCACUGGCGUGAGGCGAUGGUGCGCGGAAUAAAACUUUUUCGUCCGUCCCACAUCUACACGGGGGACACUGAGCCAGUCUAUACUGCCAGUGCAAAAUUAUAA
This is a messenger RNA of Bipolaris oryzae ATCC 44560, 1326 nucleotides long. RefSeq lists its product as uncharacterized. Gene Ontology annotation, biological process: tricarboxylic acid cycle; carbohydrate metabolic process. Bases 1 to 1326 code for a protein of 441 amino acids. Gene Ontology annotation, cellular component: mitochondrial matrix. Lineage: Eukaryota; Fungi; Ascomycota; Dothideomycetes; Pleosporales; Pleosporaceae. The record is from RefSeq and is a predicted model, not a curated record. The transcript is spliced from 5 exons.